Iphiclides podalirius (scarce swallowtail) is the source of this 885-nucleotide messenger RNA. Lineage: Eukaryota; Metazoa; Arthropoda; Insecta; Lepidoptera; Papilionidae. The record is from the annotation of a GenBank genome assembly.
AUGGACUCAACUGAAAAAAGACCCCAAUUUGGCAACAGAAUACUGGAAAAUGUGGACGAGGUGUUCAAGCAUAACGCUUGGGAUAAUGUUCAAUGGGAUCCAGAGCAAGAAAAAGUUGCACAAGAAAAAGUUAAACUAAAUUCGGAAGUAAUGUUUACAAAGGAAAAUUUAAAAGAUUUAGAAGAAAAUGCUGAUAAACAUUGGGACGCAUUUUAUGAUAUUCAUCAAAACAGGUUUUUUAAAGAUAGACACUGGCUGUUCACUGAAUUUCCAGAAUUAGCCCCAGAUAAUACAUCAGCCCCAGAAAGAGUCUAUCCUAAUAAUGAUACAAAAACUUGUUCCGUAACAAAAACUACUUGCAGUGAAAAUUCUAAACGUUACAUAUUUGAAAUAGGCUGUGGUGUUGGCAAUACUAUUUUUCCCAUUUUGCAAUACAGCCAGGAUCCAAAAUUGUUUAUUUAUGGCUGUGAUUUCUCUUCAACAGCUGUUGAUAUAAUGCAACAAAAUGAACUUUAUGAUAAACAGAGAUGCAAUGUGUUUGUAUUAGAUGCAACAGUUGAAGACUGGCAAGUCCCAUUCAAAGAAAAUACAAUUGACAUAAUAGUCUUAAUUUUCGUUUUAUCAGCAAUUGAUCCAACAAAAAUGCCAAUUGUUAUAAAAAAUAUUUAUAAAUAUUUGAAACCAGGAGGACUGGUGGUGUUUAGAGAUUACGGCAAAUAUGACUUGGCUCAACUUAGAUUCAAGAAGGGGUCUGGGUACAAGGAAAGUACAGAAAGCCUUUAUAAUUCAGAUAUAUUGAGCAAUUCUUCGUCCAAUGCAACUCCUAACUCCAAACCCAAAAGGCAGUGUUGUCAUUGGAUGGGCUUUACCAUAGUGUAUAGGAUC